AGUGUGGUGUCUUCUUGGUUUGGACAAAUAAAAAACUAUUUUGUGUGGAAAUCAAAAUAUUUUAGAAAAAAUUUAAUUAAUAAAUUAUGUGAUUUUCAAGUGUUGAGUUUUGGUCAAAUACUUCAGAACUAUAAACUUUUGGAAACUUAUUAUAACUUAUUAUAAACUUAUAACAAGAGUCCAGAAGGGAUUAUAGACUCUCAACUCGUUAAGGAUACUUCUUACCAAGUCCCCUGAGAAAAGUGCAAUAAAUGAGCCUCGUCAGAAGCUCUUCAGAUGAUGUUGCGAUGGAUCCUGUGGAUGGUUCCCUGGCAUUACGCAGAGUCUCUAGGAGACGUCCAUGUAGGUGCAGCUUUAAAUGUCUUCACAUCGUUUGGCGACCUUGGAGCAGAGGUUAAGAUCUCAGGUCAAGAAAAUCCUUGGUAUUCAGACCUACGUUCUGCAGAUGUCUUUGAGCAAGUUCUGGAAACCAGGAGCCCAAUUGUAUCUCCUGACUCAAGGUUCAACGGAGACUUUUUGCUGCAGUUGUGCGAUGACGUCACUCAACUCAAGGCCGCAUUGUUCCUCUCACACAAACUAGAAGGCGCAGAGAGGCCGUGGCGAGCCUUUGCUGGAGGUUGGAGUAGAUCGUUGACUGCCGCACACCUCGGUAUCAACUCCAGUUAUCUGCUCGGCAGUCAUGGCUAUGUCUUGGUGAAACUCACUCGUCAUCACGAACAGGUAAUGCUAAGUUCAGAUGAUGAUCCACAUUUCAACCAAUGGACUGAAGAAGGGGCAAGCAAAGUAGUUCCUGAACUCCCCGAAACUGUGUUCAACUUCAUCCACAAAUUUGGAUCUCAUUACGUCAACUCUUACGUUUCGGGAGACUCGCUGUAUCAGGUGUUUGUCUUUGCUCCAACGGUGUAUGAAUAUCUUCACAAGGCGAUGAGAGACUACGAGGAAACUGGACAAAGCCUCGACCAGGUGUUGGAGUUUUUCACUCCCUGGCACACAGAACAUAUUGGCCGAAUCGUCAGUCUCAGUGGGAACUACUCCGUGGAGCGAUGGGCAGAGCAAAACCUUCGCAACAAGGCGCUCGUCUUCGACUACUCCAGUCUCCUUGAGCUCCAUUACGCUCCGGAGCGACUCCAAGUUUUGGAUCUGAUGAUGGGUAACGACGCUCUUCUAGAAAUGGAGCUGAAGUCACUCACUCCGUUCAUCUCAGACAAGAGAAAACAGCUGUGGUUCUCAGAGAUAUUGAACAACCAUAUGAAACUGUGGGAGAUCAGCGUUUGACAAUUGUUUGCAUGAAUUUAAAUUAUUGGUUUUAGCAUGUUCCUAAGGAAACCACAGUUUACUAGCGUCUAGACUGCCAGUGCAAGUCCGAGGAUCGGAGGAUCGUGGAUCAGAUCAGUAGAUCACCCCCCACCACCGCACCAUGUCGUACGCUUCCGAAUCAUACCUGCGCAUCAGCAUAGCUUAUCUAACUGUUCGCGGAAAAUUGUUAUCGGUAUCACUGUCGCUUUCAAAACGUAUAAUUUGUAGAUUGAAUUUGAAUUAAAUAUAAUUAGCCUAAACUAUCAUAACCUAACCAAACUAACCAAACUUGCUGAUAAUGAUAAACUCGAAUGAAGGUUUACUAAUCGAAAAAUAGCUCUGUUCUAAAAAUAAAAUUAUAAAUGUCUCAAAUUCAAUUUUACAAUCUUUUAAUUAUAAAAUUAAACUGUCAUAACCUAACCAAACCAACCAAACUUGCUGAUAAGAAAAAAAUUUUUGACAAAAAGUUAGUGCUCCCGGUGGGAUUCGAACCCGGCACCUUCAGAUUAUCAGCCCGACACGCUAUCCACUACACCACAAAGGCUCAUGACUCAGUUCCGUAUCGUUGCAGUAAUGGUUGACGCCACGCUAUCAGCACUGAGCGGUGGUGGGGGGUUUUUCGAUCUGAUCCACGAUCCUACCGAUCCUAGGAGUUGCACUGGCAAUCUAGAUGCUUAUCCACAGUUUGAGUCGUGGUAAAUUGGAUUUUAUCUUUAUCAACCCGCAUCAACUGCAAUUCAAUAAUCCAUGUUUUCUGCGAACUUGGAAACUUCAGCCCAUCCUUUUGACAGUAAAAAACCGGAAUCGUGCCCAUGCAUUUCUAGUUUUGAUUUGAAUUUUGAACUACACGGGAAACUCACAAAGGAAAAUUAAAAUCAACGUAGCCCAAGUGUAAAUGUUCAUUUUUGUUAUAUUAGUUUUAUUUCUGCAAAAAUUCAUCUCGAUUUGUCCAGUAACUGGAAUGGCUGGGUAGCCGAGUGGUUAUAGUGCUCGCCUAGCAAUUGAAAGGUCGCUGGUUCGAUCCUGAAAAAAGCCAGUAGCUUUUUGAUGGUUCGAAAAUGAUCCCAGCUGUUCCUGGUUAUUGGGAUUGUCAAUUCCACUUCAAAAUAUUGGUAGGAAGUAGGAUAUGUAGAACUGAACGUAAAUGUAGGUACUUUAUAAACUGUGCAUUAUAAUAACAUAAUGACUUCAUAUGUUAUAAGAGGUUCAUAUUCUAGUAUUAUUUUUGUGUUCUUUUAUGGUUAAAUAGUAUACUAACGUAUACGUUAUGUGAUAUGUUUAUAUUUUGUAUAUCUUGUACAUAAUGAAUAUAUUUUAUUGUAUUA
This is a messenger RNA of Macrosteles quadrilineatus (aster leafhopper), 2621 nucleotides long. Its product is annotated as torso-like protein. The record is from RefSeq and is a predicted model, not a curated record. The coding region runs from base 277 to 1275 and encodes 332 amino acids. Lineage: Eukaryota; Metazoa; Arthropoda; Insecta; Hemiptera; Cicadellidae. The transcript is spliced from 6 exons.